Molecule: messenger RNA, 862 nt
Organism: Dermacentor silvarum
Lineage: Eukaryota; Metazoa; Arthropoda; Arachnida; Ixodida; Ixodidae
Product: hemicentin-1-like
Exons: 3
Coding region: 221-862 (213 amino acids)
Source: RefSeq, a predicted model, not a curated record
GCGUUUCCGCCUGGCACGUGGAAUGCUGCCAGUGUGAAGAUCCUGCAGAAUCUUGGAGUGCUAGUACGUUUAUCGUACCGGUUGUGGAGCGGCGGCGAACGAAAAAAGAAAACGCUAUCAUUGUGUGCGAGCGGCCCCACCCACGGGCGGCUUCACGUACGGCAUCAGCAGGACUACCUCCGCGGAGCUAGCGCCUGCAUUUUAGGCGAAAUCACAUCGCAUGUCGGCUUCAGCCUGCCACCGGCUUCUCAAGGGAAUGGAGAGGAAGCAGCGUGGGGCCUCACAUCAUGGUGCCUUGCGCGUUUUGUGCCUGGCCUACCUGCUGGCCGUUCCAGCGGGAGUAACGGGCCGUGAAGUAGCGGGAAGUGAGGACAAUGGCUGGGCGGAUAACGGAUCCGGCGGAAGUUCCAACGCUGCCAUACCCGAUGGAGCGACGUCUCUCGCUUUCGUUUUGGACGUGAGCGGCUCGAUGCAUCGGCACCUCCAGCAAGUCGCCGAUGGUUUGCAGAGGAUACUGAACGCGACGCUUUCACAGGGCGAGGCGCUCUUCCACAACUAUGUGCUGGUGCCUUUCCACGACCCUGUUGUUGGUCCGACGCUGGUGACGCGUGAUCCGGCCCACUUCGAACAGCGUCUGCGUGCCCUGACGCUUCGCGGAGGUGGUGACUGCCCUGAAAUGGCGCUCACCGCACUGCGUGAGGCUCUGCGGCUCGCCCUGCGUGGCUCUCACGUGUACCUCUUCACAGAUGCCCGUGCCAAGGACUAUCACCUCCUCGAUGCUGUCCUGGCACUGGUGCAGAGAAAGGAGGCGCAGGCGAGUACCCCACGUUGGAAGUGUGCAACGAUCAUCCCACUUCUCUAA